This is a messenger RNA of Thunnus maccoyii (southern bluefin tuna), 3001 nucleotides long. RefSeq names its product sodium-coupled neutral amino acid transporter 2-like. Gene Ontology annotation, molecular function: L-glutamine transmembrane transporter activity. Gene Ontology annotation, biological process: amino acid transmembrane transport; L-glutamine transport. The transcript is spliced from 7 exons. The coding region runs from base 126 to 788 and encodes 220 amino acids. NCBI's taxonomy places the organism in Eukaryota, Metazoa, Chordata, Actinopteri, Scombriformes, Scombridae. The record is from RefSeq and is a predicted model, not a curated record.
CAACACCACUGCCGUAGACCACCGCGAGAACGCCUGCACGCCCGAAUACUUUGUCUUCAACUCUCAGGUAACCCUCAUCCAGAUGCAAAUUUCAAUUUUGCAGUAAAACUAGUGACUCUUCUGUGAUGUUUGGGUGUAAAACUUAUAGUUUGAUCUGUUUUUUUUUUCUCUCCCAGACUGUCUAUGCUGUCGUCCCCCUGAUUUUCUCCUUCAUGUGCCACCCGACCAUCCUGCCCAUGUACAAGGAGCUCAAAGACCGUUCCCGUAGAAAGAUGCAAGGUGUUGCCAACGUGUCUUUCCUGGCCGUGUUCAUCAUGUAUCUGCUGGCUGCCCUCUUCGGAUAUCUGACUUUCAACGUUUCCGUGGAGACUGAUUUGCUGCACACCUACUCCCAGGUCUACGGGUCUAACAUUCUCCUGCUGAUCGUCCGUCUGGCCGUGCUGACCGCCGUCACCCUCGCCGUCCCCAUGGUGCUCUUCCCUGUUCGUACCUCCGUCAACCAGCUCCUGUACGCCUCUAAGGACUUCAGCUGGAUCCGCCACACCAUCAUCACAGUGAUCCUGCUGGCCGGCAUCAACAAGCUGGUCAUCUUUGUCCCAGCCAUCAGGGACAUCUUUGGCUUCCUUGGUACAGCUGCUGCUGCCAUGCUCAUCUUCAUCCUGCCCUCCAGUUUCUACAUCAAACUGGUCAAGAAGGAGUCCAUGAAGUCUGUGCAAAAGAUUAUGGCUACCGCCUUCCUGCUGUGUGGCUUCGUGGUCAUGAUUGGCAGCAUUAGCCUUGUGCUGUAAUCAUACCUGAGUGAGAACAAGCCUCAUCAUCCUGAACUGGAUCCUCAACGUCUGAACGAACACGCUGACGGAUGCUAAACGCCGUUUCUCCCGCUGCGGCCUGCCUGAGGAGAGGAGGCUGUCAGUGCUGGACGGCUACGACUGCACAACCAACAAAGAUCGAAACCUAUUGGAAAAGAAGAAAAACACAAGAACUCGCUUGAUGCUCGACUUUUACUUCCUGAGCGAUAGACGAUGCCAUCCCAAGAGAACGCACUGAACUUUGUACAGGACGCUGCUGCAACCAUGGUGUUUCGCUUGUUUUUUCUCUUUUUAUUAUAACUUUUUAUUAUUGUCGUUUUGUGCUUGUUUUUACCUUUAAUGUCUUUUUUUUGUAGUUAUGGUACAGCUAAUGCUAAAGCUAGUGCUGGAAGCAUCGAUGAGUCCAAGCUGAUAGAAGAGAUUUCUGCACACUUAGAUCUGCAGUGUUUCACUUUAUUUUGAACUUUCAGUCUGUCAGACUUUCAUCACAGCAUACGUAAAUGUAAAACACCUGUGUGCAUCCUGGUGGUAGAAGCUCCGCCUCCUGGGAAAUGCAGUCCCCAACCCUUACAUACACAUGGUCAGCUGCACAACAAUGCAAGGGAGAUAAACAAAGGAAGUAGAGAUGAAGAAUAAAAUAAAACUAUAAAAAUAAUAAGUGGAAGUGGGGCACACUGCUCUUGUUGCAGCUUUUGUCACUGUCCUUUACGUCUGUUGAGUAUUUGACCCUUCUUUUUUCAUAUACACAGUCUGUUUGUGCCACUGUUGGUCCAGGGUCCCUGCUCUCAUUCUUAGUCAGUCUUUCCAUUGACUACAUCUCCUCAACAAUACUCAGCCACUGUCCUGGGCUUGGAGGGUCAUUUUUCAUCCAGUUCCUUGUUAUGGCCUUUUUACAUGCCGAGGUCAGUAUUUUGAAAAGAUACAGGUCCUUUUUUUGUAUAAUUCCUUCUGGGGUCAGACCCAGGUAUGAUAUCCGGGGGUCCCUCGGUAUCUGAACCACUCUGUCCCAGAACCCCUGUAAUUUUACACAUGACUAGAAAACGUGUGUGAUUGGCUCAUCUGCCCACAUUGUCUCCAGCAUUGCGGGAAAUGUAGUUUUUAGUACUGAAUGGAGUACUGUGAGGCAUACAAAUGGAAGCUAUGAUUGUUAUACAAAACAAAAAAGGGGUGAAACAGUGAGUAUGGACAAUAUAGAAAAAACAUAUACAAUCAGGAAGCACUUAUAGUCGUUCCGUACAUAUAUAAAGUGAAUCUUCACCUCUCCUCGCUAUGAUUCCAGUGCAUUUAACAUAUUGAAUGGCCAAGAGGGGCAGAUAUGGAAAGAGAGAUAUGCCAGAUGAUGGACUGACACUUUAAAUACACUUCAGCCUACAGGCCUCAGUCAGGAUUUUGAUAUUUGUGUUAUGAUGUAUUUCAAGAUGUUUCUCUUCUUCAUUUCUUGUGUAGAAUUUGGGGUCUAUGCUUCAUGAUGGCCCUCACCUCCAUAGAUCUUUAUCUAUUUUUGAUUGAGAUGCUUGUUUUUCUUAUUUUUUUGGAUUUAUAAUGGCUUAACCCUGUUCCCUCUCAAAGCCCCAUUUACUAUGUAAUGAAAUAUUACGCAUAUAUGUAUGGCACUACUAUAAGCUGCUUCCUAGAAACACUGUAUAGAUCUAAGUGUGCAGAAAUCUCUUCUAUCAGUUCCAGUACAGCUGAAAAAACAAAUAUUUGAAGGUGUCUCAAAUCAAAGAUGGGAUGGUUGUGGAUGCAGCUCACACUCAGGUACAGUGUUAUGUGUGUGACUGUGACCUCAGAGUUCAGCAACGACAAAAACUUUCUUCUUCUGUUCGUUCGGUUUCACUAACGCUGACAGGGAUUUCCAGGAUUCUGUGCUGUGGUGAUUGUUCUCUGGCAUCACUUCCUGUUUCAGUCAUUCCUCCUCCGACUUCUCUAAUUCUUCUCUUCUUCCUCUUUCUGUCCAAACGAACAGAUGAUUGAAACAGAUUUUACAUUCAAAACAUGAUCAGAUUAUAAAAUCUACUUUAUUACAGAUUCAUUUAACAGUUUAUUAAGUAGUUAAAUCUCCUCCAUCAGCUGCAAUAUUAAAAUGGAUUAGUUAUAAUAAAACCUCUGUACUUACAGUAUGGAACGGAGUCAUUUUAGUAUAAUGGGGUAUUUUUACUCCAUAAACAGACAAACAUUAACGUCCUGUUCAG